Messenger RNA from Saccostrea cuccullata (small rock oyster), 2326 nucleotides. Its product is annotated as heat shock 70 kDa protein 12A-like. The coding region runs from base 1 to 1863 and encodes 620 amino acids. The record is from RefSeq and is a predicted model, not a curated record. The transcript is spliced from 5 exons. Lineage: Eukaryota; Metazoa; Mollusca; Bivalvia; Ostreida; Ostreidae.
AUGAAAAGGAAACCGUGGCUUAUUGCAUCAAAGUGCUGUGUGUUGAAUCUUUCCUUGCAUCACCAAUUCCAUUGCAAUAUGUUUCAAGGUCGAGUGUCGAAGACCGACUCCCUGUUGGUGAUGGCCAUUGACUUCGGGACGACCUAUUCUGGAUACGCCUUUCAGUUUAGACAUGACUAUGAAGCUGACAGGAUUGGAAGUAUUUUUACUAACACGUCAUGGGUUGCAGAGGGCGGGAAUGGUCUAAUGUCUUGGAAAACACCUACCACCUUGCUUCUAAAUGCAGACGACAGUUUCAACUCUUUUGGGUACGAGGCUGAGGAGGUGUACCAGGACUUGAUAGAAAACGAAGAACACCAUGACUACCACUAUUUCCGCCGAUUUAAAAUGAUGCUCCACAACAAAAUGAUAAUGAACCGUGACGUCAUUAUUGAAGAUUCGGGUGGGCGUGGAUUUCCAGCUCGUACAGUGUUCAGACAUUCCAUUGAAUACCUGAAAAAGCAUUUCUUCAAAACUAUAGAAGAACGUGCAUUGAAUCUAAAACCCGAAGACAUACAGUGGGUCCUCACAGUUCCUGCAAUAUGGAAUGAACCUGCGAAACAAUUCAUGAGAGAAGCCGCAGUGGAGGCGGGAAUACCGUCAGAUAACCUGCAGUUGGCCCUUGAACCUGAAGCAGCCUCGUUGUUCUGCAAAUAUGUGCCAGCCGAGAAGCAGGCGGAUGAAGAUGGACAGAACAUGAAAAUAGUUCCAUUUAGUAUCGGGACUCGGUAUAUGAUACUAGAUCUCGGUGGUGGAACUGGCGACGUUACAGUCCAUGAAGUUGUAGAUGAAAAUUCCCUACGAGAAAUCAAUGUAGCCAGUGGAGGUGCAUGGGGAGGGACAAACGUGGAUAAGGCAUACUACAACAUGCUUAAAUCUAUUUUUGGGGAGGACGUUCUAUUGAAGUUUAAAACAGAAAGACGAACGGACAUGCUUGAGUUUCAGAGGGAUUUUGAAAUGAAAAAGAGAUAUAUUCGAGAUAAAUUGGGACAAAACACUCGACCAGUUAUUAUCUCCGUUCCAGCCGUGCUUUCUGAUUAUGUAAAAGAAAUGAAAGGCAUGAGCUUGAAAGAUAUCGUAGCAAACUCAGAGUUUGCUGACAAAAUAAAAAUAAAACCAGGGAACAAACUUGCAAUUGAUAGAGAAUUAAUGGAAACGCUAUUUGAUGAUCCUAAGAAACAAAUCGUAGCACAUGUUCGAAACAUCCUGGAAAAUCAAGAUAAUGAAAACAGAAUAUCUGCCAUAUUGAUGGUUGGUGGAUUUUCCACAUCCAAUAUUAUAGUGGAUGCGGUGAAACAGGCGUUUCCCGAACUUCGCGUUGUAGUUCCCCCGGAUGCUGGUUUAGCCAUAGUGAAAGGAGCCGUCUUAUGUGGACAUGCCCCAUUAACCAUCUCUUCACGUGUUUGCAAAUAUACGUAUGGAGUUGCUGUCUACGACAAUUUCGAUGAAAAGCGACAUCCACCGGAAAAAAGAUUGGAACACGACAACGAGGUUCUUUGUAAGGAUCUCUUCAGCAAGUUCAUCGAGGCUGGCCAAAGUGUUGAUGUCAACAAAAGUGUAGAUGAAACAUACGACGUACCAAAACCACACGCUCCAAUGUCCCUACAAAUAUAUGCAACCCCCGAUAAAAAUCCAUUGUUUACGACGGACGAGAACUGCGAGAUGCUCGGGAAAAUUAUCAUCAAACCGCCAGAGGGCGGAUGGAAAAAGGGCGCGCAAAUAAAGGUCUCUAUGAAGUUUGGAGGAACAGAGUUCGAGGUUCACGCAACAGACCCCCAGAAUCCAGAUGCAGUCUACUCAACACGGUUUGAUUUUCUGCUGUAAUCUUAUAAUAACAACCUUCAUUGUCGUAUCUUAAUUUUCGAUAUAUUUGUGUACAUUCGCUGAAUAAUUACAGAGCAAUAUGUCCAUUAUAUACUCUACAAAACUCUAUACGAAUUUUGUGCAAGCAAUUAGCUUCCAAAAAUUCGAAUACUUAUGAAUUUUACCGAAAAAAAAUGUGUUAUGAUACUCAAGAGCAAUUAGUCCCUCAAGGUCUUUAAACCAUAUUCUCAAUCAGAUCAUUUAUUUGUGAAUUUUAUUGUAACUUGUGUAAUCACUAUCAUUCACUUUUGUGCUUAUCACCAUAUUAAAAUCAAUAAAAUGCAUGUUGUGGAACUGUUCAUUUUCUAUAAGGAUAAAACUGCAUGAUUGUUGGAUGUUUCUCCUGUACAACAAUGUGAAUUGACAUUUUUUUUUCUCACCUUCUGCCUCAUAUGAAAUGCAAUACUGAAAAUGGUGUUUUUUG